Messenger RNA from Hypomesus transpacificus, 1551 nucleotides. RefSeq lists its product as uncharacterized. Bases 99 to 989 code for a protein of 296 amino acids. The record is from RefSeq and is a predicted model, not a curated record. The transcript has 5 exons. NCBI's taxonomy places the organism in Eukaryota, Metazoa, Chordata, Actinopteri, Osmeriformes, Osmeridae.
GUGUGCUUGUGACAUCCCUCUACAGGUGGGACGGGGGUAAAAUGGACACGUAUUGGGACUGUGCUCGGGACGACCACGAUUUACAAUAAUAAAUAGGCAUGCAUACCUCAGAAUCCGGCUGUGUGGAGGUAGUCCAAUCGCCUUUACAGUUUGUAAUUUUGGUUUGUAGGCUAUACGUGCUGCGUCUGCCAUGGUUUCAAGACGGAUUUACUCGGCAAACUCAAAACCUUCUAAAACUACUGGAGAGGGCACAAGCUCACGGAGGCUCAUCUGCAGUCCAGGUUAUGGAGGCCCUGCUGUGGAGAGGUGUGUUGGUAGUUCUCUGCACACCCGCAGUUCUCACCUGCCCAAGUGGGCCUGCGUGUCCAGUCGUCCAGAGUCCCAGAGCCCUCUCUCUGAAUGGGCCCAACUCCUCGGCAGAGAUUCUCUGUUCCACCUCUAGGCCCAAUCCCACGGGGCUGUACCUGCGCGGACGUUUCCGUGGCAACAGAUUGGUGGCAUACCUGGACAUGAACGACGGAGCGGUAACACGAACGAGCGUCAACCCAGAGUUCGGGGGUCGUCUGGCGGUGGUCGAACAACCCGCGGACAAGGGUUGCAGUACGGUGGCCUUGCGUCUGUCUUGGCUGCGCGUGGAAGACACGGACAGCUACAGUUGCACAUGGAUGUACUUCGACAGUGUCACGUCCUCGCCGCUGGAGUUCCGGAGUAAAGGCUCCGUUAUAAUUGUCAGAGAGAGGGAUCCUAACAAGCCCUGUUUGGAUGGCUUCGUCAUGGACCUCAUCUUGAUCGUGCUAAGUUUAUUAGCCUUCGUCAUUGCAUUUUUCGUCUUCAUUGGAGCUCUGGUGUGGAAAUGCACAAGGCAGAGAAGGAGGCAGUUCACGCCUGGCAGAGUCAACAGUCGAAACAGGCCCAGGCACCCAGCACCAUCAGCACCACCAGCACCACCAGAGGUGUCCACAGCGCAGUCUCCAGCAGCUCACAGAUAGCCCUCCACAACCUCAGUACCUCAUGACAUUUCUCAGAUUUGACUUAAGAAAUACUGCAAUCAUACCUGAACUGAAUUGAGUUCCUCACAUUUCUACCUUCAUUAGGUAAAUUAUACAGCAUCUGUCUUUCCAUGAGAACCUGCAAAGUUGUCAUUUCAUAUGGCUUUUUUUCUUUCUUUCUUUCUUUCUUUCUUUUUUUUACAAUGUGGUGCACCAGUGUAUUGAGCUGUAUGUAAAACCAAGGUGAAAAGAAAUAACUGUGCUAAAAAUGAUGUGUAGCUUCCUGUAUUUGUGUCGCUACUCCACAUUUAGUGUUUUUUUGAGCAGAAAUAGAGACAUAUACCACAUCCUGCCACGAUGUUUGACGUCAAGCCUAUAGCUCACAUACUAAUAGAAAAUACAAAGCUGCAUGGUGAAAUGUAGUUGUUUCAAAAUCUUAAACCAAAUUCUUUGCACUCCAAGUCACACACACAUGCACACACCCAUAUAUAUAUGUAAUAGGCCUUGUGUUAUAAACAUUAAGGGUGUAACCUUUAUACUGCAUAAAAUAACACUGUGGACA